CAAAAAUUAUUUCCGGCCAGAAAUUCCUAAAUUCACAUGCUGUAACGGACACUUUUUUUCCGUCGUCUGUUCUGUUCGACCGGAUUCCUUGCGUGUCGGAGGAAAGACGGAGAAUUUUCCAUGGCCACUGCAGCAACUGUCCUUCUGACAAGCGCGCGUCUCCUUCGUCUUCCUCUCCGCAAAUCAUCACCGCCCGCCGCGACAUCGCUGUCGUCUCUCUCCUCUCUCGCCCCUUCUGCACCGUUCAAGAUGGGCUUGUUCCAGAGCAGAAGCUCUGCGGCCGCGCCCCCGGGGAGGCUCGCCGUCAGAGCCGCGAGAACGGAGUCCGACAGAGUCUCCAUCGGCUUCAGGGCUCCACAAUUCCAGCUUCCCGAGCCACUCACUGGGAAAAUGUGGAGUCUUGAAGAUUUCGAGUCUUACCCUGCUCUGCUGGUUAUGUUUAUAUGCAACCACUGCCCGUUUGUUAAACACUUGAAGAAUGAUAUUGUAAAGCUUACAAAUUUCUACAUGAAGAAAGGACUGGCAGUUGUUGCAAUAUCUUCGAACUCUGUAGCUACUCACCCACAGGAUGGGCCGGAAUUCAUGGCAGAAGAAGCUAAAGCAUUCAAUUAUCCAUUUCCUUAUCUCUAUGAUGAGAGCCAGGAUGUAGCACGUGAUAUUGGAGCUGUUUGCACACCAGAGUUCUAUUUAUUCAAAAAGGAUGGUCGGAGGCCAUUUGAGCUAGUAUACCAUGGCCAGUUUGACGACUCUCGACCAAGUAAUAAUGUGCCUGUUACUGGAAGGGAUUUAAGCCUGGCCAUAGACUGCAUUCUCAGUGGACAACCUGUAUCGUUGACACAAAAACCUAGUGUUGGAUGCAGCAUAAAGUGGCAUCCGGAGGUGAAAGUGUAACCCACACUCGUUCACUUCCACUCAAGUUACCGCAGUGCACUGUGAAGUUACCAUUCCCGUUCCAUAAGGUUCUCCGAGAAAUUAAAAAUCAAACAUCAAGUUAGAGGACAUACAGUGUUCGUAUUUAUAUUUGGGCUCACGUGUAUCCUAUAACUUUUCUUUCAUUGUCUCUGUACAGAUAGCAGAAGCUGUUAAGAGUGAAUGCUGCUAUGUACGGUACUUAGUUCUCAGCAAUAAAUUACUUGAACGUCACUGGUCACAAUAACACCUAACUGCUAUCCCUUGCCAAAUAUUCAUGUCAUUCUUCCGGUGA
Eucalyptus grandis is the source of this 1204-nucleotide messenger RNA. RefSeq lists its product as uncharacterized. Gene Ontology annotation, molecular function: antioxidant activity; oxidoreductase activity. The transcript has 10 exons. The record is from RefSeq and is a predicted model, not a curated record. Lineage: Eukaryota; Viridiplantae; Streptophyta; Magnoliopsida; Myrtales; Myrtaceae. The coding region runs from base 121 to 891 and encodes 256 amino acids.